Molecule: messenger RNA, 1515 nt
Organism: Oppia nitens
Lineage: Eukaryota; Metazoa; Arthropoda; Arachnida; Sarcoptiformes; Oppiidae
Product: N-acyl-phosphatidylethanolamine-hydrolyzing phospholipase D-like
Exons: 5
Coding region: 250-1515 (421 amino acids)
Biological process (GO): N-acylphosphatidylethanolamine metabolic process; N-acylethanolamine metabolic process
Cellular component (GO): cytoplasm; membrane-bounded organelle
Molecular function (GO): N-acylphosphatidylethanolamine-specific phospholipase D activity
Source: RefSeq, a predicted model, not a curated record
UUGAACAGUUUCGGCAUUCGUUGAGUUCAAUCACCGAUUGGACGGUUGUCUCAGUUAUUGGACAUCCAUUUCCACAAAGACUUUAAUAUCAAUAGAGAAUUGAAGACUUUGAGUGACUUUCAAAUGUCCUCUAAAUCUUUGAAUGACUUGUUCUGUCUUUUGCCGCCAAAUGAGAUCCAAAUAACACGUAUUCUUGUUCUUCGGCCACAACUCUCUCCAUCUUUGUGGUGAUCGGAGUGCGGGCGCCGCAUGAGCGCCACAUCCGGUGACGCGAUGCGCAAUGGAGUGUCUUCUCCUCCGCGAACAGUCGUCACAAGAAGUUCUUUGAUCUGUUCUUCGGGAAAAGACAAAUACACUUUUGAUUCCGAGCGCGCGAUUCUUCCGAUUCGUUCCGUUGAUUUGCAAACUAUCGAAACGCCCGCCGAAGACCACGAGUCUUCGUCUUCUUCUUCUGUAGUCAAACGCGAUUCCGUCGUUCGCCGUCUUGAUGUGCAUCAUUCGGUGCGCGUGGACGGCCGUUUCCGCAAUCCGUGGACCACGUGGACGCCACCAUCUUUUGCUAAUAUCUUGAAGUUUGGUUUAGCGCGAGAUCGCAGUCGAGUUCCGCCUAAAGAGGACUUGGAUCUGGCCCUUCCAAUGGUCCGCCCCGACUUCCGCGCCCCACCCGCCGACGCUCUGUCACUCACGUGGUUGGGGCAUUCGACUCUUGUCGCGCGUUUUGACGGCAUUUCUCUCAUUUCCGACCCGAUGUUCUCAGACCGCGCAUCGCCAUCGCAAGCCGUUGGUCCGAAGCGAUAUCGCGCGCCGCCGUGUUCUGUACACGACUUGCCGUCCGAUUUGGACGCAGUUGUCAUAUCUCACGCUCAUUACGACCAUUUGGAUAGAAAUUCUGUCACUCUUUUGAACGCACGUUUUGGAUCAGAUCUUCGUUGGUUUGUUCCUCUGGGUUUAGCCGAUUGGAUGAGUGGUGUUGGCGUUGAGAAUGUGGUAGAGUUGGAUUGGUGGGAAGAGAACUGUGUUUCAGACAAAAGCGAUGUUUCGUUUGUCUUCACUCCGACUCAACACUGGAGUCAACGCACGCUUACAGAUGACGGACAUGUUUUGUGGGGAAGUUGGGCCGUUGUUGGUCCGACACAUCGCUUUUUCUUUGCCGGAGACACCGCUUAUUGCGAUGUUUUCCGUCAAAUCGGACGAAUGUACGGACCGUUCACUGCGGCCGCAAUCCCGAUCGGCGCAUACGAACCUCGAUGGUUUAUGAGACAACAACACGUCGAACCGGCCGAAGCGGUUCGCAUUCAUCAGGACAUCGCCAGUCGUUUCUCUUUGGCCAUUCAUUGGGGAACCUUUGCGUUGGCCAAUGAGUACUUCUUAGACCCACCCAUGAAACUGCGCGCCGCUCUUGAGAGCGCACAUCUCGAGGCCAACAGUUUCGCCACUUUUCUUCACGGAGAAACUCGACUCGUGUAUCGCGACGGACGCGUCGAACGAUCGAAAACCAAAGAUUUUAUACUUUAA